AUGCCUGAUUAUCUAAAGAUUAGCUCUGGACGGCAAGAGUUAAAGGACACAGAGAAUGAUGAUUAUAGAACAUGUAGAUUGAUAUAUGCUGCAGCAAAUGGUGAUGUUCCCACUUUACAAAGCUUACAUGAAAAGAAAGUGGACAUGAAUUUGAGAGACUACGAUGGACGUACUGCCUUGCACCUUGCAGCUGCAAAUGGACAUGUGGAAGCUGUUGAAUUUCUUGUCAAAGAGGCAAAGGUUACCGUAUCAAUACCAGACAGAGAAUCCAGAAUACCAAUGAAUGAUAACAAUGAAGAUAUUCAAAAGCUUUUGACAAAAUAUAAGAAUAAUGCAGGACAAAAGGCUAAGCUUUCAGUAAAAGAUGAAACCUUGACUAUUCUAAUGAUGGCUGCUUCAAAGGGAUAUUUACAUACACUUAAGGAUUUCAAGUACACAUAUUUCAAAAUGGACAGCAGUGAUUAUCUUAAAGAAACUCCACUUCAUGUUGCUGCUGCUAAAGGGAGGUUAGAUGAUGUAGAAUAUCUCUUAAAUGAAAGACAGGUCUCACCAUUUGCUCGAAACAGCUUUCGGAAAAUGCCAGUUGACUUAGUGAAUGAAAAAGUAAAAUUUUGGGAGCAGAAAGGUAAACAACGUCGCAAAGAAGAUUUUGAAAAAGUAAAAGAUGUACUACAAAAGGCUAUGGAUGCAGCCGCGGAUGAAAGUAUAGAAAAACAGGAAGACAAAACCUUCAGCAAACAUUUAGAUGAAGAAAGGAUAUUUCUAUUUCUUAUUAGAGCCUGUAAAGGUGACUUAAAGACUAUUCGCAGGUAUUUAAAGACAGACAAUACACUCUGUAAUAAGAUUGACUAUGAUGAAAGAUCAGCUUUACAUAUGGCAGUAGCAGAGGGGCAUAUUCACUUAGUUAAAUAUCUAUUGGAGCAUGGAGCUGAUAAGCUUAUGAAAGAUAGAUGGGGACGUACACCUUCUGAUGAAGCAAAGGAAAGUGGAGAUAAAAAUAUGAUAACACUGUUUGAAAAUGCUUCUUAGUUAUAUUAAUCUUAAUAUCUGUAUACUGUUUGGUGAUGAUUCAAAAUUUCAAAUUUGAGUUAUUGAGUAUUUUGUAAA
Molecule: messenger RNA, 1107 nt
Organism: Mytilus trossulus (common blue mussel)
Lineage: Eukaryota; Metazoa; Mollusca; Bivalvia; Mytilida; Mytilidae
Exons: 10
Coding region: 1-1029 (342 amino acids)
Biological process (GO): L-glutamine catabolic process
Molecular function (GO): glutaminase activity; protein binding
Source: RefSeq, a predicted model, not a curated record